Messenger RNA from Marasmius oreades (fairy-ring Marasmius), 1593 nucleotides. RefSeq lists its product as uncharacterized. The record is from RefSeq and is a predicted model, not a curated record. NCBI's taxonomy places the organism in Eukaryota, Fungi, Basidiomycota, Agaricomycetes, Agaricales, Marasmiaceae. The transcript is spliced from 10 exons. Gene Ontology annotation, biological process: biosynthetic process. The coding region runs from base 1 to 1593 and encodes 530 amino acids. Gene Ontology annotation, molecular function: pyridoxal phosphate binding; transaminase activity.
AUGACUUCCCAGGAGAAUCUGAGGCCUAAAUCUAUAGACUUAUCGCACCACCUCAACACGCUCAGCAGGUCGAGGGUUCCCAGUCCGCUGAAGGAUAUCAUCAAGUACAUGCGAGAACCAGGAAUGAUCAGUCUAGCGGGAGGGCUACCUCACCCGAGUCUAUUCCCAUACCAUAGCCUCCGUGUGGAUGUCUAUACACCGGAUACACUCGAUGGUCAUGGGCAACCAUCCGACGCGAGCACGGGGCUUACACUUCACUCAGAAAAAUACGGAGAUCGUGAUCGUACAGGAACCGAUAUUUCGACGGGUUUACAAUACACCACUUCGAAAGGGUCUGAGAGACUCUCCUCCUUUCUCCAAAAGUUCACUAAAGAUGUAUUGCGUCCGGGUUUCACGGAUUUCGAAAUUUUGUUGAAUUUCGGCAAUACCGAUGCUUGGUCUAAAGUUGUUUCUUUGUUAUGCGAGCAAGGCGACUAUAUUCUGGUUGAGGAGCACACCUACCCUUCCUCUCAGGCACUCUGGGCUCCGAUGGGUUGUCGUGGUGCCCCUGUUCAGAUGGAUAAAGAUGGCAUCAUUCCGCAAGCGCUCGAGCAAGUACUCGGAGGCUGGAACGAAGCAGUAAAAGGGGGGAAACGGCCAAGGCUACUCUAUCUCAUCCCCGUAGCUCAGAAUCCCACCGGUGCGACCUUGACAUUAGAACGCAAGAAAGCCAUUUAUGACAUCUGUGUCAAAUAUGAUGUGGUGAUUUGCGAAGACGAUCCAUACUACUUCCUUCAACUUCCCGCCUACCUACCACCCGAGCAGCGAGCAGUUAGAAUAGCGACAGAGAUGACUCCAGAGGAACUUCUAGAGUUUCUGGUCCCGACCUUUUUGCACCUUGAUUGGCAAGGGAGGGUCAUUAGAUUGGAAACUUUCAGCAAGACAUUGGGUCCGGGUAACCGGCUAGGGUAUUUUAUAUGCAAUCCGAUUUUCGCAGAGAGGUUGCAGCGUGCGUCAGAAGUUAUGACACAAGCACCGGCUGGCUGGUCGCAGAUCAUUGUUGAAGAACUUCUUUGUACGUGGGGUCAAGAAGGGUUUUUACGUUGGGUGACGGGGCUAAGGGACAGUUACACCGUCAGACGGGAUUGGAUGUGCGAUAGUCUGGUCGAAUUUUUUGACGUGGUGUCCGCCCCUGAAGGUCUGGCGGCUGAUGUUAUUGCAUAUCCCAAGGGGCGGAUUAGUGCAGGUAAAACGGCCCCAGUUUUUAGCUUUAGCUAUCCUAAGGGAGGCAUGUUUCUCUGGAUCAAGUUGGAUCUGAGCCAGAACCCCGUUUAUCAAAGGAUGAAGGCCAAUGGAGAGGCAAAUGCCGAACAGAAAUGGGCAGAUGAAUUCUGGAUGUCCAUGAUCAGAGCCAAGGUUCUAUUGGUUCCUGGGUCUUACUACACCCCGAUAUUGAGUAACGACCAACGAAUGAAGCAAGACGGAGCAGUCGCGUACUUCAGGUUGGCAUAUUCUUUGGAAAGCCGUGAGGACAUUCAUGUGGGAAUUCAGCGCAUGGCUAGAACGUUCGAUGAAAGCUGGGAAUUCAGGAAAGUCCAUUUAGAAUGCCAAUAA